This is a messenger RNA of Macroventuria anomochaeta, 1792 nucleotides long. RefSeq names its product carbohydrate esterase family 5 protein. The record is from RefSeq and is a predicted model, not a curated record. NCBI's taxonomy places the organism in Eukaryota, Fungi, Ascomycota, Dothideomycetes, Pleosporales, Didymellaceae. Gene Ontology annotation, molecular function: hydrolase activity. The transcript has 2 exons. The coding region runs from base 480 to 1505 and encodes 341 amino acids.
UUCGAGACGUGUUCAACAAUACACAAGCACAGAAGCGCCCGCAAGGACCAGCCCCCUAUUUCUACAAGAUAACUGCGUCACUUCUCAAGAUCGCGUGCCGAUUGUUCCUGCGUCCCCAGAAUAUGUUGGUGCCUGGACUUCUCUUACGACUCCACAGCCGUGAGGCGCCCACCUUGGCAGCGGUAGUCGGCAUCCCUAGCGCUCAUGUUUUGCCUGCAUUGCGUUAACAGGACCAGGAUGUGCACGGGAAAACGCCAUGCUUUGUGAAUCGCGAUAAAAGUUAAACAAGGUCACGGCAUUUCAUCAUGGACUCUUUCUCCUUUCGCAAGUCGCUCUUUUGCUUCUGUUGUAUCUCUUUCUAACGAGUUGGGUUUCCAGAAGUUCUUGUAAUUUGAGGUACUUUCGGUCCUCCUACUUUCUUUCACCAUCUUCCUGUACAGUCGUUGUCUGAAGAGAUGCUGAACCUCGCGUUAUCUUCUAUGGCCUUGUUCGGUGCGGUAGCUUUCGCUCAAGAACGCUGCGAUGCACCAUACCCGAACGUCUACUGUAACACGACCGAGAUUCUAGCCUACCAAUCCGACGACUGCAAGCCAUACCACGUUUUCAUUGCUCGAGGCUCAGAUGAACCAUACCCCGGACGUCUUGGAAACAUCACUAGCGAGAUUUGCAAACAAAUCGGGGACAAUGACUGCAGCUUUGAGAACAUCGAAUACCCUGCGAAGAGUACGGCGUGGGGGAAGGACGAGUGGUGCAAAUCGGCAGGAAAGGGUGCCGCGAAUGGGCAGGCCCAACUCAAGGCGUACGCGGAGAAGUGCUCGGAAAGCAAGUUGAUCCUUCUGGGUUUCUCACAAGGUGCUGCUGUUACGCAAGACAUCAUGGGUGGAGGUGGAGGUCAAGUGUUCGAGUGCACUCAGGACACCAACCCGGCUUUGGACUGGUCCACCUCGCCUGGCUCUCGGGUUAUCGCCGCAGUGACUUUCGGUGCCGUCGUCCGCAGCAAAGACCAAAACUUCACCGUCGGCGAAGGUGUAAAAUACGACGGCCAGCGCGCCCGCACACCCGAGCAACUCGAAGCGCUCCAAAAAUACUCUUCCGUCUUGCUCGACUACUGCCACUACGGCGAUCCCAUGUGCGCCGUCGGCAGCGAGCCCGCAGACGUCUACGCCCAUCUGGACUACUUCCUCGAACACAACCAAGACGUCUCCAAGUGGAUUGCCGGCAAAGCCAAGGGCAAAGCGGUGAGUGUAUCCAACCAAGGCCAGUCAGCUUCAGCUUCGACGAGUGUCAGCCCAGCAAAGGCUACGACGGGAGUGGUGACACCGACAAGUGUUGGCAGUGCGGCUGCGACGGGAUCGGCGGCUGAAGCAUCGCAGACUAGCAGUUCCAGCAACAGCGGUAGCACUGGUGCGGGGAGUGCGCUCUCUGCGGGCAACUAUUUUGCGUCUAUCGUGAUGGUUCUGGGCACGACUCUGUUCCCUGUUGCACUCUUAUACAGAAAAGAUUGAAGUCCUUGUUUACCGCCAUACUAUCACCACUCCUCACAGUGAUCACCACGUUCAGGAACGUGCAACUGCUCUCGCUUUCUGACUGUUUAAACACAAGAUCGAGUACUUGGGUGCAUGUCCCUCCAGAUCUCAUCAGACCACCUAGAAGACUCGAGGUCUGAUCUUGUUCAAAGAAGCAAUACAACAAGGAAUCGUUUUCGAAACGAGUUCAGGGUCACAAUGUGCAAGGCAGGACCAAUAGCGAGAAGCGUUAGGACAGGCGCCAUAGGAGUAAGGACAAUACACAG